This is a messenger RNA of Spodoptera litura, 1524 nucleotides long. Its product is annotated as 23 kDa integral membrane protein-like. Lineage: Eukaryota; Metazoa; Arthropoda; Insecta; Lepidoptera; Noctuidae. The record is from RefSeq and is a predicted model, not a curated record. Gene Ontology annotation, cellular component: plasma membrane.
GAUUGGCGGACACAGUGCAGUUUACAAAAGAGUCGCCCUAAUCAGUGCACGGACAGUUGGAAAACACAAUGUGUUCAUAAAUGUGUGUGAAAUAACGUUAUCAGAUUCCACUUUAGUUAUCAGAAUACUUGUGGCUGUAAGGCACGGACCAAGGAACCGUGCGGUUGUUUUUAUAGUUCUUUUGACGAGAAAAAUAGAUGAGGGUGUUUAGAAUGAGGAGUGUGACACCCGUGGAAAUGAAUGCGAGCGUGGGUGCCGCUAAAACGGAGACGGAGUACAACAUGAAAUCUAUCAGGUGUCUCCUGAUGAUCAUCACGGCCAUGUUCAUUGUGGUAGGAGGUCUGAUGAUAGUGUUGGGUAUCUCAGUAUACUCUCAUUUCCACAGCUUCUCCUCAUUCUACGAGAGUGGAAUGAUCCGCAUGACACCAUCGACCCUCAGCGUGUUUAUUGGCUUGGCUCUACUGAUCAUAUCCAUCUUCGGGUUCUUCGGCAGUUUGAAGCUGAGCACUUGCAUGGUCAACGUGUAUGCAGUGAUCUUAAUGCUGGUGUUCAUUGUCAAACUAGUUGUAGUAAUACUUGCCUUCACUACGACUGGAUAUGAAAUAUGGAGACAUAUCAACGUACCUGUUCACAUGUACAGCGAUCCUGAGGUCCAGGAAGAAAUAGAUAUGCUGCAAUCUAGCUUCAGUUGCUGCGGCAGUUACUCCUACAUGGACUACUUGGACGUGGUGUUUGGGCCCAACCAGCCUACACUGCAGGCGUCCAUGAUAAUUGAUGGGGACCAGGUCAGCAUGACCUUACCUAGAACAUGCUGUCUAACAAUCGAUGGAAAUUUCUGUCAACGUGUAUCAGGGAUCGGAUGCAAGGAUGCACUAGUAAACGCUAUGGUGCAGAACUCGACUGUCAUCGGUGUUCUUGGAAUAUCUGUGAUGUUUAUCAAUUUACUCGGCAUAAUAUUUGCUCUACUCCUGGCACGUAGUAUCCGCAAACUGAAGAGUGUCAGAGUUUUGCUCGCGUGGAAAGUUCGAGAGAGGGUUAUUGUAGCACGACAGGCCGAGGAAAGGCAGCAAACUGAGGCAAACCAAGUCUACAUCGACCCUCAGUCAUCAAGCACAGCAUAAUUUGGAAGACAUAUUUUAUAGGAUUUAUUUUGCAUUUACUUAUUAAGGUAAUCAUUAGGCUGUGAAGAAUCGCCUAUCAGUCGUUUAAUCAAGUUUUUUUUACAUAUCACUGACAUUUUAAGUAGUUAUAAGGUAUUUUAGACUAAGGCGCAUGUAUCAAUUAUAUAAUCAGUUUCUGAAAUUCUUCAAUCUAUAAGUCCACCUUUUGUAUAAGAGUGUGUCCACAUCUAGCGAAUGCUCUGCGAAUGCGCAGCUCGCGAGCGGCACAUUCGCCAGAUGUGGACGCACCUUAAGACACUCAAUUCUAUAAUAGGUAAGUAGUAGAACAUGAUUACUUAUCACUGAUGGUCAUAACACUUUGUAUUUGUCAAUCUAUUAUUGUUUAAUAUACGUUUACAAUUAA